AGUGAGAAUCAUAUCGUUCUCAUUGUGGGAUUAAAAUUUGUCGGUGGAGGAUUAUUUCUCUCUUUCUGCUUUUGUUAAUUUGAGAUUUUGAGCUACUUUGGAAUAAAGAAACCAAUUGCUAUACCAUGUGAUAGUUUUCAGUUUGGAAUUUGGAAUGGGACACAGCCUUCACGUUCAUAGUAGCUUGUUCCUACACAAAAGAAGAAAAAACAAGAGUCAAGUUCCACUUCACAUAUACCUAUCAAUACAAGUUUAAUUCAGCUAUUACACUUUUUCAGUUCUUUUUUUUUGUUUAUUCAUGCGCAAUAGUGCUAAGAUCCAAAUAAUUAAAAUUGGUUUCAACCAAACAAACAAAGAAAGCUUGAGGAGCAUUCAUGAGCAUUGUCGGCAGAAGACAGAACGGUACAUAAUGUUAUUUGACUUUAAAGCCAGUAAGUUUUUGAGACGACCCACAAAAUUUUUUACAAACAAAACGUUACAAAUCAAUGAUUCCUCAGCUCUAUGGGAAAAGGGAAAAUAUAUUUUAAUUGACACUUAAGUUAUAAUAUACUGUGUAUAUCUACAUAUAUGAUUUUUAUACUAGAUUAUACAUGAUGGUUUGUAAUUGUUCUAAUACUUCAAAUCUAUUCAAACAUUUGGGAACAUGUCCAAAUCAAAUUUUUAGUCAUUUUUAUAAUUAAUUUUUAUGUAAACCAGUCAUACGAAACACUUAAGACCUGACUAGUGUAACAACAAUGGUUACAGACGUUUACGGAUUUGGAUGGUUACAAUUUUUUAAGAUUUCUGUACAAAUGGUAUAACAGUUCGAAAUUUCUGCGUUUGUUGGAUAUUUUUGAGUGAUUAACUAUAAAUGCAAUAGUGGUUAAAUAAUAAAUUAAAAAUAUUUACAUUUUAUAUCAGUUAUGCCCUUAAUAAUCUUUUAAACCGUAACUACCCAUGUCCGCAUUUGAAAUAGUUUGUUUCGUUUUCCAAUUAUAUUGGGCCCAAGUUAAGAAGACCCAAAUAUGUACACAGAAAUAUUCUAAGAAAUCUUUCCAUUAGCCCAACGCAGCACAAAUAAUUAGAAAACAUAAUCUUGCCGAUCAAACCUACAAAUAAUGGCCACCCCGGUCCUAUACCUGCACGUGUCAAGUGCGAAAAAGUGUUUUAAGGGAUCAUUUCCUCCUUCACCGCGACGGCCAACAACGAUUAGAUUUUGAGAAUUUAUAACAACGUUAGAUUUCUGCAAUAAAGGUUUGGUAUCUCUCUACACAAAUGUGCCUUUUUAGCUUGCAAACCAGAAAACUAAAAGAAAACUAUGACAAGUAAAUGAGUUCUUCUAUUUUGCAUCAUAGUAAAAGUGUAUACUAAUUUUUAUGUUAUUAUACUAUGUAGUAUGCUUCGUGUUUUAAUAAUUCUACUUUGAACCACAUGUUUGACCGUUGCUAAAAAAAAUUGGUAGUUCGUUUUGUGUUGGUUUUUGUUUAAAGUUCUUGGUCUACGUGUCUUUCUUAUGAUGAAUCGAAAGUAUGCUUGUUCGUCAUUACCGUUUAAAUUUCGUUUUUGCAACUCCAAAAAUGUACUACUCCCUUAUUUUUAUAACAUAUGAUGUUUUAGUUUAGUGCUCAAAAAUUAAAAAAUAUAUAUUCUUCUAAAAAUCAUUUUUAAAUAUAUAAUUUUAAAAUCAUUCAACCAGUUAUAAAAAAUACCGUAAAAUUUUAUUGGUUGAAUAAUUUUUAAUAAAAUUAAAAAUAACCUUAAAAUCUCUAAACAUUAUAUACUUUAAAAUAACAUAAACUUUUUAAAACAUUGAUUUGAAACGGAAAAAGUAAAAUUUUGAAUAAUAUAUACAACAUAGUACAGUUUCAGCCUUCUAUAUUUUUUUCACAAUAAGCUAUAGAAGUUCAUGUAAUAAAUGAAGAAUACGGCAUAAAAGACGACAAAACAAAUGACAGCCCAAAAACAAGGAAGUCGGUAAAAAUAACAUUCCUUAAAACAAGGAUUCGCUCAGGGUCCCUUAUUGGUCCUACCCGCUAACUCAAUCCCCUACAUACAUGCAUACUAUAGAGGAUGCUUCUGUUCAUAUACAUAGACGCUCACAUAUAAUAUAGAUAUGACUUACAUUUAUUUAUUAUACAAACAGAUAUACACAAUAUAUAUUUUGGUGUAAAUGUAUCACUCUAUAACCAAAUCAUAUAUAGGCACUGGAGUGCAAAAUAUAAUUAUCUGAAAACCUCUCUCUCUCAGACGAUGCCUGAGAGGUAAAAAGAAUAUAGUUAUCUGAAAUUUUUUUUGUCAACAAUCACUCCUGGCUUUUCAUUGUUUAUACGUGAAAGUAUGUCAUCUAUAGCAUUAUGCACAAAAGAUAUAACCAUACUAAUGGAAUUUGUACUUAAGAGAAUAUAUCUAGGCAGAUGGAUGGUGGAAUUUGUAGUUAAGAGAAUAUAUCUAGGCAGAUGGAUAGUUUGCGUUGAGAUGGUGAGAGACAUGACAAAUAGGCCCAUGAACCUUUGCGGUGAAAAUGGGGAACACGACAAUACAAGCGAUUGCAUCCACAUCCAAAUUCUAUGCUAUAUUAUACAUGGAUAAUGGCACCCAGUUAAUAGGAAAAUGUGUUCUUCUAGGUUCAAAUAUUUAGGUUCAUUUGUUCUUUGAGUCAUUUUUUCUUUUGAUUCUUUUUUUGCUAACACCAAACGGUAAUUCUGUUAUUCAAACUAUAUGUAAUUAUAUGUGGUAUGAAUAACCAAAUUGAAAUAAAAUAACCAACAAAACAUAAUUUUUUAUAGACAAAAAUUGAGCAUUCUGUUAUACUCAAUUUUUUUUUGAGAUUUUGAAAACGUCUAUUUAGUGUUGUUAUUCAUUGAGCUAUGUCGCUAAAUUUUUUCAUGUUCUUGAAUUGUGAAUCAUCUUUGUAAGUUCUUGACUAUCCCUUUUAAAGUGUCGACAUAUGAGUACUAAAGCAUACAAUUCACCUCAUCCUAUGGUGUUUGAUUCAUAGAAGUUGUAGUUCCCGAUAUACAUCUUUCCAAACUAACUAGAACACUAUAAUAUGAAUAAUGAAUCUUAACGACAAUAACCAUCUUUCCAAAUCAAACCACAACCACUUAGAUGAAUAUUUACGCAAAGAACCAUAAACCAUACAUAUGUUCUGAAAGCUUACAUAACUUACCUAUAUUGAAAUAUUUAGCUAUAUAUUUUACAUUCAUUUUCUCACUCUUUUUAAAUGCCUCAUUAAUUAUUUUGCUAUAAUAUUUCGACAACAUUUAUUUACAUAUUAACUAUUUAAUUUAGCAUGUUUGUUCUAUUUGUAACAAGAACUUAAAAUGAUUAACAAAUACUCCAUUUGUUUCUUAAUGUUACAUAUUCUAAUUUUUUCACACAUUUUAAUAAAACACAAUAAAUUUGCAAAAAAAAAUUGUGUUUAUCUUUGUUCCAUAAUUUUAAGCCAAUAAAAAUUCAGUAAGCGCAAUUAAGUUUUUUGAAAUUUGUAAUUAGUUAAUAAAACAUGUCUUGAAAAUAUAAAAAAUAGAUCUUUUUAAAACAAAUUUUUUUUUCUAAAAUAUGUAAUAUUAAAAAACAGAGGGAGUAGUUCUUUUUAUUUGUUUACACAAUCAAUUAGCCGUAGACAUUCGUAUAUCCAUUCAAAUACAAGUUGUUUUUUUCGGUAUCUGUUUUCUAGGUUUUAAAGUUAAGUUAUAUUCGGGUAUUAUAAAUUUUCGGGUGAGUUUUGAGUCAUGUCCUCUAAAGUCCGGAUGAAUUCAGUUUUGAUAUAAAAAAACCUAAAAAUAUCUAAAAACUAAUGUAUCUAAAAUAUUUUCGGAUAGUGUUACCAAAAGUAAUCAUAUUAUCCGAUUUAAUUCGGAUUCAUUAUAAUGUAUAGGAACCUAAAAUGUUUAAAUACUUAUACAAUUAAUUAUAUGAUGACAAAUAUAAAAUAUAUUACACUAACCAUAAAAAAGCAAAAUAUCAAUCUCUAGUGUAUGUUUGUCUCUUUUGUUUUAAUAAUAUAUAUAUGUAUGUUUUGCCAUAAUAAUGUAUGCAUGUUUCUUUUUAUUUUAGUAAUAUAUGUUUAUUUCUUUUCUUAAAUAAAAGUUGAAGUCAAGCUUGCAUUUCUUAUGUUCAUGCAUAUUGAAUAAUAUGAAUGUUCUAUAAACCAUUCACCAGUAUUUGAUUUAGAAGAUUUUUAUUUCAUUAAUAAUUACAAGUUUUUUGUAUUUAUUAUUUAAAAUAAAAAAUAAAAUAAGAACAAAUAAAACAUAUUUUUUAAGUUUUCCAUUUUAUUUUUUAAAACUUAUAAUUGAUUAUUUGUAUCAUAAGAAAAAUAUUAAAAAUAAAAAUAUGAAAUAAAAUGAUUGUAUAUGACAUUUAUUAUUAUUAAACAGAAAUGUUGACAAAAAAUUGAAUAUGUAUUAAACUAAUAGGUGAAAAAGAAAAAUGUAAAAUAAAUUAUUGGAUAAUCUACAUUAUAGUACAUAAACUAAGUUAUUGAGAAAAGUUUAAAUUUGCAUAUUUUCUCGAUUUCGGAGAAGUUAAAAGUAUAAUUUUUUUAAAUUGAUUAUUAUAUGUAAAUUUAAAAUUAUUUUUUGGCUAGAAAUAUCCUAAAGUUUUACCGCAAACAUUUUUGAUUUUUUCAAUUAUAUAUUUAUUUGAUAAAUUAAGAUAAAUACCAAAGAGUUUUAGUUGAUAAAUGAUAACACCACAUCACCAUUUUUUUACCGUCUCUGUUUACAAUGUUAUCCAUUUUCUCCCAAACCGCUCAAAGAAUCAUGGAAAUACCAAUCAGACCAUCCAUCAUCCAUUGUAAUGACAUCCUCAACAAGGGCAAAAGGGACAAAUCGUGAGUAUACAGUAAACUAUAGCCAUCAGAUUAAAGAACCUUGACUUUAGUUAUCAAAAAAAUAAAAUAAAUGAAAAUAAAUAAUAAUAAAAAUUUCUGUAGAAUAAAACAAAACUGAAAACUCCACUUUUUGCACUUCCUCCCCCUUGCAAACAAAAUAAAGAGAGAGAGAGAGAGGGUACGAUCACUGAGGAAGAUCAAACGCCCAUCACUAUAAACGUACAUCACCGGAAACACCAGUUCCUUAAAACUCUUCACUUUCCUUCCCUUUAAAAACCGCCAUGUCUCAAACCGGUUACCCUGGACACCUUAACCCAACAGCUCCGAUGUUCUUACCGGCGAACCUAAACCCAGUUCCUUUCUUUAUCCCGACAAGAAUCUACCUCCCUCUUCCUCCUCAUCCCCCUCCUCCUCCGCCGCCGCCUUACCCUCGUUUCUUCUCUUGUUUCGCCGGACCUCUCCCUCCCGCUCCUCCUCCUCACCUUCCCCCGUCGUUGUCUAUACCGACCAGAACCCUAGUGCUGCUACCAGUCCCCGCUGACGUCAGCGAGUCAUCGAUUCGUCGGGACCUGGAGGUGUUCGGCGAGGUGCGCGGAGUCCAAAUGGAGAGAGCGCACGAAGGUAUCGUGAUCGUUCACUUCUACGAUCUGAGACACUCGCGAACAGCGCUUAGGGAGAUACGCGAGCGCCACAUGCAUCAACAACAGGUGCGUUUCGGACGUGGAUACACGGCGGCGCGUGGGCUCGUCUCGGGAAGAACCGUGUGGGCCCAUUUCGUGUUUCCUCAUUUCAGGGCGGUUCCCGAGGGGAACAACCAAGGGUCGCUUGUGAUUAUGAACUUGGAACCCACCGUCUCUUCCGCAGCUCUCCGUCAGAUUUUCGAGGCUUAUGGGCAAGUGAAGGAGCUGAGAGAUACGCCGUUUAAAAGAGAACAGAGAUUCGUUGAGUUUUACGACGUCAGAGACGCGGCAUUAGCUCGCCGGGAGAUGGACGGAAAAGCUAUCGACGGGAAACCGAUCAUCGUCCAGUUUAGCCGUCCCGGUGGGUUUAACAAAAAGCUCAUCCUCGCCUCACGCUUCAACAAAAGCUUCCUUUCCAACAUUCACCAUCCACCGCCGCCGCCUCCGCCUCAGCCGCAUUUCCGUCGUCAAGUUCCAACUCCGGCGAGUCAGUUAAGAAGACGAGGUCCGGUUAAGGGAAAACCGGUCAAACCCAACUUCUCUUCCGGUGAUAAUGGACUGUACGAGCAAAACAAGAAGCGGUCUAAGAUGCAUACGACGAAGAAGAAUAGUAUCGUCGAUGGUCGCUUCACCAUACACGAAGACGCCAUUGCGGAGUCUAGAGACGGUCGUACCACCGUGAUGAUAAAAAACAUCCCGAACAAGUACACCCAGAAGCUGCUUUUGGAUAUGCUGGACGCACAUUGCAAUGACUGUAACGAAGAGAUCGUCAGCGAAGGGAACCAGACGCCCAUGUCGUCUUAUGACUUUGUCUACCUCCCAAUUGACUUCGGCAACAAAUGCAAUAUGGGAUAUGGGUUUGUGAACAUGACAACACCUGAAGCUGUGUGGAGACUUUACAAGGCCUUCCACAAUAAUCACUGGAGACUCUUCCAGUCGAGUAAGAUCUGUGAGGUCACUUAUGCUCGAGUCCAGGGUCUCGAGUCGUUGAAGGAACACUUUAAGCACUUGAAGCUACCAUGCGUAGAAAUGGAGUACAAGCCGGUGAUUUUCUCGCCGGCGCGUGACGGGCGGUUGAUGACGAAGCCUAUCGCCAUUGUUGUUGACCUCGGGACCAGACCAGUGGAAGAUAGCUGUCCCUCUCGUGCCGAAACUGUCACAUCUUGUUCGUUUUCGAUUGAGAGAAGUGAUGGUUGGCUUGGGGAGAGAACCGAGGACGGCGGCGUUUCGGAUGACGAAGGCGAAACAGUAGUGAAGAUUUAAUGAUGGUUUCGGCUUUUAGGCGGCGAUCUAUAAAUAUGUAGCUGUAUGGAUGUCUUUUCAUCUCCUCUCUCUCUCUCUCUCCACUUUUCUUUUGUCUUUCUUUUGGAUGUUUUAUGUGUAAACUUCGUUUAGAGUAUUGACAUAU
Messenger RNA from Brassica napus (rape), 6904 nucleotides. RefSeq names its product protein terminal ear1-like. Gene Ontology annotation, molecular function: RNA binding. Lineage: Eukaryota; Viridiplantae; Streptophyta; Magnoliopsida; Brassicales; Brassicaceae. The record is from RefSeq and is a predicted model, not a curated record. The coding region runs from base 5098 to 6759 and encodes 553 amino acids. The transcript is spliced from 5 exons.